AUGCCUACCCCCCGCCGCACAGUAGCGUCAAGCUCAACAUCCACUCCCGUGACGCACCACAUCUCGGCAGACGAGCUGGCCAUCGCCGAGGCGCAAGAUCUUUUGAGCGAGGACGAGGACGCCGGCCCCAGUGAGCUGCUCAGCCCGCGUGCGAGGCGACAUGCCGCCUUGACGCGUGCCCGCGACGCCAGUGCCGACCCGUCGAGCACGCCCACUCGCGCUACCAUGUCUGGUGUUUUGGCCACGGCGGCAGCAGCUACGGGCACGCCCAGUGCAAGCACCAGCGGUGCCGGAGCCCGCUCGGCCCGCGCCGGUGGCGAGGGAGAAGCUUCGGCGGGUUCUGUUGGGGAGGGUUCCGGCUCCGAGAGCUCUGCAAGUGAGAGCGACUCGGACGACUCGGACUCGGAGGACGACAGCGACGACAGUGACAGUGACAGUGACAGUGACAGCGACAGCGACGACGAGGACGAGCUCGAGCGCAUGCUGGCUGCGGCCAAAGUCACCGCCGCCAAAUCCGCAAAGGGCGCCAAGCCAAAGUCGGGCUCUGCCACCACCACCCACGGCCACACUGCGCUGGGCGAGGACGCCGACGGCGAGUUCAAGUUUGAAACCGAGGAUGCAAAGGACGCCCCCAUCCCAGACCUCUCGGUCCCCCAGCUGCCUCCUCAAGUGCUCUCGUUCGCCGAGGACGGCACUGCGCGUUCUGGAUCUGGGGAGGCGGGCCCGUCCAAGCUGCGCGGCGCCGACAUUGCGCCCGAGCUCGACCGGGGAGCAUACCAGCGUACCCUGAGCAAGCGCGAGAAGCUGUCUCAGCCAAAGAAGGCCACUGCCUCGGAACUCUGGGCGACUAUCCCCUCGGCUCGUGCCGACGACCUCGCGCAGAUGAAGCGCGACUACCAGGCGCUGGCGCUGGCCAACACGCUCGACCCCAAGCGCUUCAUGAAGGGUGGCAACCGCGCAGGCAAGGUUCCCGAGCACUUUGCUAUCGGCACCAUGGUCGACGCUCCCCGCCACCUCCAGGACACGACUGUGCGCAAGGAGCGCAAGUACCGCGCUGGCGAGAUUGUGUCUGGUCUCAUCCAGGACGGCGAGGUUGGCACGUAUGCCAAGCGCAAGUUUGAGGACCUCCAGGACAAGCGCAUGGCCAACGGCCGCGGCAAGGGAUGGAAGAAGCGCUCCAAGUGGUAG
This is a messenger RNA of Apiotrichum porosum, 1188 nucleotides long. RefSeq lists its product as uncharacterized. Gene Ontology annotation, biological process: RNA processing. Gene Ontology annotation, cellular component: nucleolus. NCBI's taxonomy places the organism in Eukaryota, Fungi, Basidiomycota, Tremellomycetes, Trichosporonales, Trichosporonaceae. The transcript is spliced from 4 exons. The coding region runs from base 1 to 1188 and encodes 395 amino acids. The record is from RefSeq and is a predicted model, not a curated record. Gene Ontology annotation, molecular function: RNA binding.